This is a messenger RNA of Priceomyces carsonii, 882 nucleotides long. RefSeq lists its product as uncharacterized. Bases 1 to 882 code for a protein of 293 amino acids. The transcript has a single exon. Lineage: Eukaryota; Fungi; Ascomycota; Pichiomycetes; Serinales; Debaryomycetaceae. The record is from RefSeq and is a predicted model, not a curated record.
AUGGCUGAAGGAAACGAACAGAAGUUUGACCAUGAGACACUAGGAGAGAAAAGGAAGUUCAUAAUUUCGACCUAUGGUAAAAACUAUAAAAUUAAAGUGUUCUUAUCUUUAAGGGCGAUGGAUUUGAAUAAGGCAAUCACAAGUAAGAAAGUCAAAACAUGUGACUUAAAGAAGAACGUGGGUGUACCCGUUAUCACUUCUAAUGAUAAUGUCUUUGGUAGGAACGAAUUAUCUCUCAACAAGUGCUUUGUUCCUAUCGGUGGUGACUUUGAUCCAGAGAUCGAUGAACCUCAAUUUUGUGAAGUAACGAAAGAGCAGCAUAGUAGCUAUAAGACUUUCAAAUUUCAAUUUACUCCUGAGGGUAAAUCAGCUUUUACAGUUGCGUUAUUUGCCCAUAGACGCAUUCCAAUUUUAGAUUUUGAAUACAAAAACAAUAGGUAUAGAUGGAUUCGCAAGAGGGCUAAGUUUUCCCAUAGCUAUUCAUAUGAUCUCUACAAGCUAUCUGAAAAAGAUCCAUCACUUCUAGAUGGAUCGAAUCGUCAGACUUUUGAAUUGGACAACGAGAACGAGUUAGUUGGUUACAGUCUGAUUUUAGGACUUAAGUCGAAACUACCUCAAAGUGAAAGGAAUGCAAAAGAUUAUCUAGGCCAAUUGAAAUCUCAAAAGUCAACAUCUUCCGUACGAAAAACUGCGGUGUUUUCUUUUAUUGACUCUAGCUUCAAAACAACAGAUGAUCCAGAAGAUAUUAAUUCAGUUGGUUUAGAUUCAUCUGUUUUUUUAUGUUUGGCAACAUAUUUGAAGUAUUUUGAAGAUGAGAGAGAAAAGAGCGAUAGUAGCAGUUACCAUAGCGGUGAAAAUGGUGGAGUAAAUGUUAUAGCGUAA